Molecule: messenger RNA, 2698 nt
Organism: Sardina pilchardus (European sardine)
Lineage: Eukaryota; Metazoa; Chordata; Actinopteri; Clupeiformes; Clupeidae
Product: toll-like receptor 5
Exons: 2
Coding region: 110-2077 (655 amino acids)
Molecular function (GO): protein binding
Source: RefSeq, a predicted model, not a curated record
GUUGUGUCACAAGUACACUGAGAUAUCUGUUGGCUGCUCCUUGCAAGCAUAAAAAGCCACGUAACUUCAGCGAGAGUGUUAAAGCGCAACACUGGAUCCACCCGAGAGAAUGAUGAACACCGGAAGGCCAAUAACCAUCUUAUUACUUGGGAUUUCGAUCAGCCUUCUAAUGGCAAAUUGCACACAGCAAUGCAGAAUAGAAAAUAACUGGGCGUACUGCAGUGGAAGAUCUCUAGUAAAGGUGCCACCACUGCCCCUUAAUAUUACCCAUCUGGACCUCAGUUUAAACUACAUUCAUCAUCUCAGUGAAGAGUCUUUCAUAGGCCUGGAGUACCUUGUCCAUCUCGACCUUGGAUCACAGCGUGUCAGACGUCUCGUCAUCCAGAACAAUGCUUUCAGAGGGUUGUACAACCUAACGUUUCUUCACUUGGGGGACAACAGGGGAAUGCACAUUGAGAUGGAUGCAUUUCAGGGCCUGUCAAACCUCCGGACUCUGGUUCUGUUGCACAGUGGCCUUGAUGAGCGCAUUCUUUCAGGCAACUAUCUGCGGCCUCUGCUGUCGCUUCAGGAGCUGAAUCUCUUUGGUAACAAGAUAAAGCAAUUCACGCCAGCUAUGUUCUUCACAAAUAUGACAAAUCUUAGUGUUUUAGAUCUCUCCAUUAACCGAAUGAAAUCUAUGUGUGAGACCGAUUUAGUUGCCUUUCAAGGUAAACACUUCAGGCGGCUCAGUCUGUCCUCUGUUCACCUGACUGACAUGAAUACGUGGACUUUUAACUGGACAAAAUGUGGAAACCCUUUUAAGAACAUGUCAUUUGACACUCUCGAUUUAUCACUUAUGGGACUGAGCACCAAUAAAGCAAAAUUGUUUUUCUCUGCUAUUCUGGGCACCAGGAUCAACCAUCUAAUUCUCCGUUCAAAUAUCAUGGGUUCAGGGUUUGGGACCAGUAACAUCAAGGAUCCAGACAGACUCACAUUUGAACCUCUACAAUUCAGUGGAAUUAAAUCCAUUGACCUGUCCAAAAACUUCAUCAAUGUUAUAAAGGAAUCUGUUUUCACACCGUUGGCUGAUCUGACAAGCAUAACAAUGACAAGCAAUAAGAUAAACUUGAUAGAGAAAAAUGCAUUUUUUAGCCUGACAAAUUUGCAAACGCUAAACCUCUCUUAUAACCUCUUAGGAGAAAUUUAUUCCAAUACAUUCAUGAACCUGCCCAAUUUAAGAAUUCUAGAUUUGUCACAAAACAAUAUUGGUGUGCUUCAAUAUCAUUCCUUCUCUGGGCUUUCAGAUCUACUCUUUUUAAAUCUCACAGGAAAUGCCUUGUCGUCGGUGUACAAUCUCUCCCCUCUGCCCAGUCUGCAAGAGCUGCACCUGGAUGAUAACAGAAUUACAUCAGUGCAUGGACUGCAGAUUACAGUGAACAGUGCGGCCACAGUCUCUCUCAAUAAAAACAGACUGGACAAUAUGGAGGAUUUAUUCACCAUAUUGGCUAACUUCCCCAAUGUUACACAAAUCAGUAUUGGGGACAACUUAAUAUCCUUCUGUUCCAAUAGUUCAAAGAGUUCAAUACCAUCUAGUAACAAGAUGAGAGAACUUCAUCUGCAAAACAAUGCUUUGCAGUUGAUAUGGGGAAGAAGAUAUUGCCUGCAUUUAUUUGAUCACCUCAGUGAACUGUCAUUUCUGUCUUUAAGUUUUAAUUUACUAGAGUCCCUACCAGAUGGACUAUUCAAAGGCCUGUCAUCUCUCUACAGUUUGGAUUUAUCCCACAACUCUCUAACCUAUCUUCCAGAGAACAUAUUUCCAGGGAGCCUGAAACUGCUGGACCUCUCUGACAACUUCCUCAGUAGUCCGGAUCCGGGACUCUUUCGUUCUCUCAGUGUUGUUGACCUGAAAAAGAACCGCUUCUUCUGUGACUGUGACCUGCGGGCUUUUCAUGCUUGGGCGAAACAGACCAAAGUAACUUUGUUGACUCCGAUUUCGCAACUGUACUGCGAGUUCCCCAAAGCGCAGCGAGGUGUUGCAAUCUCAGCCUUCACCACCGACUCAUGUGACCAGUGUCAGCGACAGUGCAACUGUGCCUGAAGCAGGAUAUGGCUUUAGAGGACACUGACUCAGUCUGAGCUGUUAGUCCUGCUUUAAGGUACAGAAUUACCUCAAAGACUAUACUGCAGGAAGUCAAAAUAAUAAGCAAGAAGUGCAAAAUAAAUAUGAAGUAUUUUUUGUAUGUCCUGGCAAAUGGAGAGUCAGGUCAGGCAAGUUAAUACUGGUGAUAUUAAAGACAAAGACAAUCAUAACCAGAGGAAAAGCACAAUGUCUAACAACUAUUUAUUGAUUAUUAAUGUUUUGUAUAUAUUAUGUACAUGUAGGGCCUAAUCUACCCUUCCAAAACACAUAUUUUGUUGAGAAUAAAUACAUUAUAACAUGCAGAAAGAUAUAUUAUUAUUAUUAUUAUUAUUAUGGAAUUUUAAAACUUUGGAAAGGUGUAGUAAUUGUAUGUUAUGUGAAAGGAUGUUUACCUAUAUGAUAUAUAUGACAUAACUACUGUAUAUACUGUAUAUGUUUAUGAAAGGAUGUAUUGUAACAGCAUAACAUGCCUACUGAUGUAUUUUAAGCAUUUCAUUUGAGUGCUUGUGCCUACCACUAGAUGGUAGUAUCUGUAAAUUAAAGACUAGUGCCAUUAAUAAAUAAAACCAUGAAAUUGCA